CUAAAGCGAGAGGGAAAGGGUGAAAGCCAUUUUUCCUCGCGACCUCUCGAUUCCCCUCAUCUCUCUCUCCCCAUUUUCUCUCCCAAUCAAGAGAGAAACGAACGCCCUCUCGAAGCUCUGAUUCCCUUCUCUGAUUGCAGAUCGUAACCGGAUUCGUCUCCUUUAGGUUUUGGGCUCCGAUCUUUGCCUGGCAUGGGUGUCGACGGCGAUUCCAGCAAGGCGGGCGACACCCACGAUGCCAGUAGUGGCAGCAGCGCCACCGUCCACAUACGGUGCUCCAAUGGGUUGAAAUUCUCGGUCCAGACCUCGCUUGAUUCGACCGUUGAGGCGUUCAAGAUUGUCGUCGCCGGGAGCUGCGACGUGCCGGCUGAGCAGCAGCGGUUGAUCUAUAAAGGUCGGAUCUUGAAGGAUGACCAAACCCUAGCGAGCUACGGCUUGGAGUCAGAUCAUACUAUUCACUUGGUCCGUGGUGCUGCACCAUCAUCAGCUAACACUGCUGCAUCCAACCUAGGAGCUUCAAGGACUCAAAAUGAAGGCAGUGGCCUUGCCGGAGCUGCUUCUGGAGGCUCACUAUUUCCAGGCCUUGGUGCUAAUGGGAUGGCUGGUUUAGGGGGAUCUGGUUUAUCUGGGAUUGGAUUUCCAGAGCUUCAGCAGGUGCAGCAGCAGCUAACUCAGAACCCCAAUAUAAUGAGAGAAAUAAUGAACAUGCCUGCCAUCCAGAACCUUAUGAAUAAUCCCGAGUUGAUGAGAAAUAUAAUCAUGAGCAAUCCACAAAUGCGUGAAAUUAUUGACCGCAAUCCUGAUCUUGCACACAUCCUUAAUGAUCCCAGCACUCUGCGGCAGACACUGGAAGCAGCAAGAAAUCCUGAGCUAAUGCGAGAGAUAAUGCGGAACACAGACCGGGCUAUGAGCAACAUUGAAUCUUCUCCAGAAGGAUUUAACAUGCUCAGGCGCAUGUAUGAAACUGUGCAGGAACCCUUUCUGAAUGCCACAACAAUGGCUGGGGACAGCGAUAUGGGGUCAAACCCAUUUGCUGCUCUUUUAGGGAACCAGGGUGAUACCCAUAACAGAGAUCGGUCACCCAACUCAUCAACUACUGGUUCAGAAUCAGCUGCUGGGUCUCCUGCGCCAAACACCAACCCACUUCCCAAUCCUUGGAGCUCUAAUGCUGGAGGUGGGCAGACGGUAAACACUAGUUCAACUCCUUCCAGCAAUGCAAGGGCGCCUGGCAUUGCUGGGUUAGGUGGACUUGGUUUACCAGAUCUGGAGCAGAUGUUUACUGGAGUGCAGGAUUCUCCCCUUCUGAGUCAAGUUAUGCAAAAUCCAGCCAUUAUGCGGAUGAUGCAGAACCUCCUUUCUGACCCUCAGUAUAGGAACCAGGACCUGUUGGAAACUGAUACUCGGUUAAGAGAGAGGUUGGAAGAUCCAGAAGUUCUUCGCCAGUCAACUUCUCCUGAAACAAUUCAGCAACUUUUAUCCUUUCAGCAAUCACUUUUAUCUGUGAUUGGUCAGCGACUGUCAAGCCAGGAACAAAACCAGACAGGUGGUGGGACAGGUACACCUAACAAUGCAGGGCUGGAACUGUUGAUGAACAUGUUUGGCGGGCUUGGGGCUGGAGGUCUUGGUGUUUCUAAUACCUCUAAUGUGCCACCAGAAGAGCUUUAUGCAACCCAGCUGUCUCAACUUCAGGAAAUGGGUUUCUUUGAUACUCAGGAGAACAUCAGAGCGCUGAGUGCCACUGCUGGUAAUGUCCAUGCGGCAGUUGAGCGGCUCCUGAGGAAUCUUGGCCAAUAGAUAAUUAUGAACUGAUAAUACCUUCCUAUUCUAUGGUAGCCUACAUUAUGUGGGUUUGUAAGAUUGGUCAGUUUCACCUGUCUUCAUAGCUUCAUGACAACAGAACACAGAUUCAGCUUCUAUUCUUGGCAUGGAAUAAGCAGAGGUAACUGUCCAGGGCUUAUUAAAAUUUUUAUCUUGGAGCCUUGUUCAUGUAUUUCUAUUCAGAUAAUGUAUCGAGCCUGUUAUAUAUGUACAUACACAAAUUGAAGGCUGCAUCUUGUUUUAUGAACUGUACAAGCCCUGCAUUCUGUUUGGUUUA
Messenger RNA from Phoenix dactylifera (date palm), 2095 nucleotides. The record is from RefSeq and is a predicted model, not a curated record. Lineage: Eukaryota; Viridiplantae; Streptophyta; Magnoliopsida; Arecales; Arecaceae.